Molecule: messenger RNA, 978 nt
Organism: Staurois parvus
Lineage: Eukaryota; Metazoa; Chordata; Amphibia; Anura; Ranidae
Source: the annotation of a GenBank genome assembly
AUGCAGAUUUCUGGGAAGGUUUCAGAGGAUGAAGGUACUCCGGGUUUUCUGUGCUUCUCUCGUUGUCCUCCUCUUCCUGAUUGGUGCCCUUGCUGCCCUUCUGCCCACUGCUCAUGAAGAUUCUAUGUUGGGGGUUCGGCGGGGAGUAUCCUUCUCUGGCCUCUCCUCACCGCACUCUUUCACUCUCAUAAUGCAGAGCUUUAACCGAACUGAUUUGUUACUGAAAAUGUUAAAUCACUACCAGGCCAUGCCCCAUCUCCAUAGGAUAAUUGUAGUGUGGAAUAAUGUGGGGCAGGACCCACCACAGGAGUUGUGGGAAAGUCUUGGACCCCAUCCUGUGUCUGUUUACUUCAAGAAACAGAGCGUUAAUCUCAUGCGAAACAGACUGCAGAAUUUCCCAGAGAUCCAAACCAAAGCUGUGCUAAUGAUGAUGAUGAUGACACACUCCUUAGUGCAUAUGACAUCUCCUUUGCUUUUACCGUAUGGCAGCUAUUUCCCAGUCAAAUUGUUGGCUUUGUGCCUAGGAAGCAUGUUACAUCGCCUUCUGGAAUAUAUAGCUAUGGCAGCUUUGAACUACAGGCGGACUCAGGGCCUGGUGACAUGUACUCCCUCAUACUUAUUGGGGCUGCGUUUUUUCACAAAGAUUACCUAAAGCUCUUCCAAGAACAACCCACCUCAAUCCAUAAUAUGAUUGACCAGACACAGAACUGUGAUGAUAUUGCAAUGAAUUUCAUGGUAGCAAAUUAUACAGAGAAAGCUUCUGGUGUACUGGUAAAACCAAUAGAUAUGAGAAACCUAGAGAAAGAUGCAGGAAGUGGUUAUACGGGGAUGUGGCAUCGACCUGAGCACCUCCUGCAGAGGUCCUAUUGUCUUAACAAGUUGGUGGGCAUAUAUGGGAAGAUGCCCUUAAGAUAUUCCAAUAUAAUGAUCUCCCAGUUUGGUUUCCCAAACUAUGCCAAUCACAAGUCUAAAUCCUAA